Lottia gigantea (owl limpet) is the source of this 168-nucleotide messenger RNA. RefSeq lists its product as hypothetical. The transcript has a single exon. NCBI's taxonomy places the organism in Eukaryota, Metazoa, Mollusca, Gastropoda, Lottiidae. The record is from RefSeq and is a predicted model, not a curated record. The annotation marks the transcript as partial.
CCCACACCUCGACCCCAGAUUCCCAAUAUUGAGACAUCCUUACCCACACCUCAACUCCAGACUCCCUAUAUUGAGACAUCCUUACCCAUACCUCAACCCCAGACUAGACUCCUUAUAUUGAGACAUCCUGACUCACACCUCAACCCAAGACUAGACUCCCUAUAUUGA